CUCUCCUGAGGCUCCGCCUCCAGGCCGGCUUGUUUUCCGCGCCCGGGCACUCGCGGCGUUCGCAAAGGCGGCCACGGGGCUUGGAACUUGCGAUGGGGCUUCCCGAGGAGCGGGGCCGGAGCGGCAGCGGGAGCCGCAACGAGAGCGGGAGCCGGGAGGAAGCGGGAGCCGGGGAUCGGGCUCGGAGCUGGUCUCCGCCGCCCGAGGUCAGACGCUCCGCGCACGUCCCCUCGCUGCAGCGCUACCGCGAGCUGCACCGGAGCUCCGUGGAGGAGCCGCGGGAAUUUUGGGGAGACAUUGCGAAGGAAUUUUAUUGGAAGACCCCAUGCCCUGGCCCAUUUCUCCAGUACAACUUUGAUGUGACUAAAGGGAAAAUCUUCAUUGAGUGGAUGAAAGGAGCAACUACCAACAUCUGCUACAAUGUAUUGGAUCGAAAUGUCUAUGAGAAAAAACUUGGAGAUAAAGUUGCUUUUUACUGGGAGGGCAAUGAGCCAGGGGAGACCACCCAGAUCACAUAUCGCGAGCUUCUCGUCCAAGUAUGUCGGUUCAGCAAUGUUCUCCGAAAACAGGGCAUUCGAAAGGGUGAUCGGGUGUCCAUCUACAUGCCCAUGAUCUUGGAGCUUGUGGUGGCCAUGCUGGCAUGUGCCCGCCUUGGGGCUUUGCACUCCAUUGUGUUUGCAGGCUUCUCUGCAGAGUCUCUGUGUGAACGGAUCCUGGAUUCCAGUUGCAGCCUUCUUAUCACUACAGAUGCCUUCUACAGGGGGGAAAAGCUUGUGAACCUGAAGGAACUGGCUGACGAGGCCCUGGAGAAGUGUCGAGAGAAGGGUUUCCCAGUGAAAUGCUGCAUUGUGGUCAAGCACCUGGGGCGGGCAGAACUGGGCAUGGGUGCCUCUCCCAGCCAAUCUCCCCCAAUUAAGAGGUCGUGCCCGGAUGUCCAGGGUAAGCUGAAAGAGAAAUCCAAGCGUGUCCGGCCCCAGAUCUCUUGGAACCAAGGGAUUGACUUGUGGUGGCAUGAACUCAUGCAAGAGGCAGGGGAUGAGUUUGAGCCUGAGUGGUGUGAUGCCGAGGACCCACUCUUCAUCCUGUACACUAGUGGCUCCACAGGCAAACCCAAGGGUGUGGUACACACAGUUGGGGGCUACAUGCUUUAUGUGGCCACAACCUUCAAGUAUGUGUUUGACUUCCAUGCAGAAGACGUGUUCUGGUGCACAGCAGACAUUGGCUGGAUCACUGGCCAUUCCUAUGUCACUUAUGGGCCACUGGCCAAUGGUGCCACCAGUGUUCUGUUUGAGGGGAUCCCCACAUACCCGGAUGUGAGCCGCCUGUGGAACAUUGUGGACAAAUACAAGGUGACCAAGUUCUACACAGCACCCACGGCCAUCCGUCUGCUCAUGAAGUACGGAGACGAGCCUGUCACCAAGCACAGCCGGGCAUCCUUGAAGGUGCUAGGCACUGUGGGUGAGCCCAUCAACCCUGAGGCCUGGCUGUGGUACCAUCGGGUGGUAGGUGCCCAGCGCUGCCCCAUCGUGGACACCUUCUGGCAAACAGAGACGGGUGGCCACAUGCUGACUCCCCUCCCAGGUGCCACACCCAUGAAGCCUGGUUCUGCUUCCUUCCCAUUCUUUGGCGUGGCUCCUGCAAUCCUGAAUGAGUCUGGGGAAGAGUUGGAAGGUGAAGCUGAAGGUUAUCUGGUAUUCAAGCAGCCCUGGCCAGGGAUCAUGCGCACAGUCUAUGGGAACCACGCACGCUUUGAGACCACCUACUUUAAGAAGUUUCCUGGGUACUACGUGACAGGAGAUGGCUGCCGGCGGGACCAGGACGGCUAUUACUGGAUCACUGGCAGGAUUGAUGACAUGCUCAAUGUAUCUGGACACCUGCUAAGUACAGCGGAAGUGGAGUCAGCGCUUGUGGAACACGAGGCUGUUGCAGAGGCGGCCGUGGUGGGCCACCCUCAUCCUGUGAAGGGCGAAUGCCUCUACUGCUUUGUCACCCUCUGUGAUGGCCACACCUUCAACUCUACCCUCACGGAAGAACUCAAGAAACAGAUUAGAGAAAAGAUUGGCCCUAUUGCCACACCAGACUACAUUCAGAAUGCACCUGGCUUGCCUAAAACCCGCUCAGGGAAAAUCAUGAGACGAGUGCUUCGGAAGAUUGCUCAGAAUGACCAUGACCUGGGGGAUACAUCUACUGUGGCUGACCCGUCUGUCAUCAGUCACCUCUUCACCCACCGCUGCCUGACCAUCCAGUGAACAAGACUCUGCCUUUUCCCGAUUCCCUCCACUUGGCUCUCCAAAGUUCUGCCCAUCCUCCUUGCCCUCAUCCAGGAGUGCCGAGGGCCAGUGCUGACCCAACCACCUCCCUCAACCAGCUGUCUGGGACCAGGAACCAACUUUGUCCCUGGGUAGAGACAAUUUCCUGUGACUACCAGGCAGAAGGGACACUGCCUCAGACUCCUGUGUCUCCAAACUGCAAAGAGCUCCCAGAGCCCAGGGCAGGGACCUGAAGGCCAUGUCUCCAACCCAAGUGUUUGGAGGGCAAGUGAGAGUGUAGACUGAAGAAGGGAGACAGCUAUGUCAUCCACAUCAACUCUCUCAGGAAGCACCAGUACUUACCUUGGGCACACACUUGCCCUUAAAUUUGAGUCCAGGAAUAAGUGGCCAUUAUUUCUUGAAUACAUGGCUGAUUGUGUUCUGGGUCUGAACUUUCUUUUGUGCCAGAUGGCAAUGCUAUCUGCCCAUUUGCCUCAGGCGCUGUGCAGGCAGGUUCCGAGAGGGUUUUCAGAUCAUCUACUUCUUUGAAGGAGUAGAUGUGUUGAUGUGUGUCCUCAAGCCCUGUGGUUGUAGGAAUAAAGUCUGUGACCUCAAAAA
Messenger RNA from Oryctolagus cuniculus (rabbit), 2867 nucleotides. It is a transcript of the gene ACSS2, whose product is annotated as acyl-CoA synthetase short chain family member 2. The record is from RefSeq and is a predicted model, not a curated record. Gene Ontology annotation, cellular component: cytoplasm. Lineage: Eukaryota; Metazoa; Chordata; Mammalia; Lagomorpha; Leporidae. Gene Ontology annotation, biological process: acetyl-CoA biosynthetic process. Gene Ontology annotation, molecular function: acetyl-CoA synthetase activity.